Ochotona princeps (American pika) is the source of this 1074-nucleotide messenger RNA. Its product is annotated as catechol O-methyltransferase. Gene Ontology annotation, biological process: dopamine metabolic process; developmental process; catecholamine catabolic process. Gene Ontology annotation, cellular component: membrane; axon; dendrite. The record is from RefSeq and is a predicted model, not a curated record. Gene Ontology annotation, molecular function: catechol O-methyltransferase activity; magnesium ion binding. The coding region runs from base 126 to 914 and encodes 262 amino acids. NCBI's taxonomy places the organism in Eukaryota, Metazoa, Chordata, Mammalia, Lagomorpha, Ochotonidae. The transcript has 5 exons.
CCGCAGCGCCGCCGCCGCCAUCGCCGCCAUCGUCGCGGGGCCUCGCGGGCGGCCGGGGCUGCCCUCGGCGCUGCCUGUGCCGCCGGGAAGCGCCAGUCAGCCGAGGGCGCCGUGACUGCCGGGAGAUGCCCUGGAUUGCAAUUUGCCUGGGCCUGGGGCUGCUGGGAUUGGUGCUGCUCCUCCGCCGUUGGGGCUGGGUCUGGGUGCUCCUCUCCUACCACGAGCUGGUCCUGCAGCCACUCCAGAACCUGCUCAUGGGCAACAGCAAGGAGCAACGCAUCCUGCGCCACGUGCAGCAGCACGCUCAGCGCGGAGACCCACAGAGCGUGCUGGAAGCCAUCGACACCUACUGCUCACAGAAGGAGUGGGCCAUGAACGUGGGUGACAAGAAAGGAGAGAUCGUGGACGCAGUGAUACAGGAGUACCGCCCCUCCCUGCUGCUGGAGCUGGGAGCCUACUGUGGCUACUCGGCUGUGCGCAUGGCCCGCCUGCUGCCCCCGGGCGGGCGGCUGUUCACCAUGGAGAUCAAUCCUGACUUUGCUGCCAUCACCCAGCAGAUGCUGGACUUUGCCGGCCUGCAGGACAAGGUCACUGUGCUGCUGGGGGCGUCCCAGGACCUCAUCCCCCAGCUGAAGCAGCAGCAUGACGUGGACACCCUGGACAUGGUGUUCCUGGACCACUGGAAGGAGCGCUACCUGCCGGACACACUGCUCCUGGAGCAGUGUGGCCUGUUGCGGAAGGGGACAGUGCUGCUGGCUGACAAUGUCAUCUUCCCGGGGAGUCCAGACUUCCUGGCACAUGUGCGUGGAAGCAGCAGCUUCGAGUGUACCCACUACAGCUCAUUCCUGGAGUACAUGUCGGUGGUGGAUGGGCUGGAGAAGGCCAUCUAUGUGGGCCCAGGUGGCCCAGCGUGACUUCAACCAUGCACCCUGCCCUGGAUCCCUCCGACAAGCUGGCCCCUGCCAACCCCGCUUCUGUUACUGCUGCCUGGGGUAUCUGCCUUCAAGUACCAGGCAUACUUAGUGCCUGAAAGUCCUGGGUCCUGGCCACACCUGCCUCCCUAUGCUGGGAUGC